AUGCUGAAGCGCAUGGUCGACUUCUUGAUUUGGGCUCUACGGCGCAACUGCCUGUUGGAGAUCUUCUGGGAAUGGCUUGCUGAGAGCCUUGGUUGGAAGGAGCCGGUCAUGCAACAACUUGAGAAAGCAGUCUGGUUGCGCAAUAGGGAUUGGCUUCAGUGUCGUGUUGAUGGUUGCCGGUACGGCUUGCGCCUUGACAACAACGGUGUCCAGGAGCACAAGCACAUACCGGUGCCGGUGAUGGAAAGCCACGGUCGCCUUGAUUAUCCAUGGCGGUUUGUGAGUUCUGUUGCCAAAGCUUGGAAGGAUCAUUUGUUUCCUUUGCGCCAUUUUGGUGCCAAGAGCGUGCUCUACAACUUUGCCGGCGAGGAGGCAGAGGACAACUAUGAGCCUGAGGAUGAAGAGCCGGCAGCCGUGGACGAGGGUGCGAAGGAUGGACCUACGGACGAGGAGCGCAAGGCCUGGGAUCGAAAACUCCGUCGGUUCCACACGGCGGCCGGACAUCCCUCCAACAGCCAGCUGUCUCGGAUCAUCAAGGAGGCCGGCAAACCCAAGUGGAUGGUGGAGGCGGCAGCCAAGUUCAGCUGCCCACACUGCGAGUCGGCCGUUCCGGGAGGUAUGUCAUCCAAGCAGGUGCCCCCUUUGUCGACUAGGCCAAUUCCAGUGGCUUGGCAACAGGUGGUUUCAGAUGUGGGUGAGUGGACCAGCAUACCACAUAAGUGCAAGCUGAAGUUUGUUGUCUUUGUGGACGCGGCCACUAAACUUCGUGUGGCUGAGCCUUUGUUCCGGUGUGAGAUUUCCGAGAUGAAGACAGAGACUGGUUUGCAACUGGUGGAGGCUUUCUCCAAGCGCUGGUUGAGUGAUAAGCCCAAGCCCGAGAUCUUCAUCCCGGACAAUGCGAGAUCUUACACUUCAAAACACUUUCAAGACUUCUGCUCGAGUGUGAACAUUUGGUUGGCACCACCCGCGGAAGCGGAGGCCUGGGCACAUGGUUUGGCCGAGUCUGUCGUUCAGGAUGUGAAGGCGGUGAUGGAGCGCAUUCAGACCGGCGACGCCAGUCUUCUGCCGGAGACUUGUUUGGCCUUAGCAACGUGUGCCCUCAAUCAGACAUCCUUUGUCAAGGGGUACUCGUCUUACCAAUGGGCCUAUGGAAAGCAUUUCUCCUAUAUCGACGAAGAUGAGAUCACCAUGUCCCAGGUGAGAGAUGAUGCACCCUUUGCCGAGUUCACCCGACUUCUAUCUCUACGUUACGAGGCAGAGAACAAGGCCCGCGAGGUGCGAGCUCAACGUGUCCUCUCAAAACUCAAGAACACGAUCCAACGACAACCUCUACGCACAUUUCAUCCUGUGGAUCUUGUGAAGGUUUGGAGGACGUGUGGUGCUGCAGGAGACAAUUCAAUCCCACAUCAGGCGGAGGAUGACCCGCGCCGCCACAUCAUCUGGGUGGUCAUUGGCGGCAAGCUCUACCGAUGCUCGGCGCAUUCAGUCCGUCCGGUGACGGAACAGGAACGAGCAUGGCACCAUCUUCAGGUGGACGAGGAUCCCAGCCGCUGGAAGACUCUGAAAGACAUCAUCCCGACCAAGGAGUACACCGACUUGAGUGGACAACCUCCUCCUGGCGAUCUUCCUGAAGACGGCGAUCCUGAUCUACCUCGAGCUCCUGAUUCUGAGACCUGGGUGCCAUCGAAGCGCCUCAAGUGGAAGCAAGCUCCACCUGAUGCACUACUUCCUCAACCUGCACCACCACCACCGGUCAAUGACUACGGGGUCCCAGAUGAUUGUUUGGACUACGAGCCCAGCGAGUGCGAUGAUGGGCCAGAUGCUGGCCUCGGCACGGACUUUGGCAACUACGACUUCAGCUCGGGCCCGGAGAUGCCUGGCACUGGUGAGAAGCGUGACGCUCCACCGGGUGCGGAGUCCUCCUCAACAAAGAAGCCGAGAGCCAGCGAGACUGAGGAUGAGCUGACGCUACACACGGCCCUUCAGGAGAGCGAGCAUGCCUAUGUGAUGGAGUUUGACCUCAAUCUGGCGUCACACCGCCAACUCAAGAAGUUCAUAAGGUCACCUUCAGCGUAUCUGGUGGGGAAGAUGCGCGAUUGUGAAGUCCGUUGGGAGAAACUUUCACCCCACCAUCGCACCUUGUUCUCCCGAGCGAAGACCAAGGAGGUGACCAGCUUCAUCCAGCAGGCUGCGGUUCGAAAGUGUCUUGACUUGGCGGAGGAGAAGGAGGCCAGAGACAACGGCGAGGAGCAGGAGGCCCGAGCAGAUGCACGUGAUAAUCCACACACGACGGUGGACCCUCAUGGCAUGAAAAAGGCCAAGGCCCGGAUCGUGCUGCUCGGAUACCAGCAUCCGGACUUGUUGAGAGAGGGGUUCAAUUCCAGUGCCCCCGUGCAAUCCGUUCUCACGAGGAACCUUGCCUACAUGCUGACCGUGACCAACGGAUGGCAGCUUGAGGGUUUGGACCUGUCAACAGCCUUCCUGCAAACAGCUCCUAAAGAAGACAUGCCCAUCUGGACACAAGGUGUGGCAGAGCUUCGCGAAGCUCUGGGCAUUGGCGACGACCAGCUGAUGCGCGUGUUAAAGGACUUCUAUGGCUCGACUACGGCGCCUCGAGGUCUUUGGCAAGAUCUACAUGCCAAGUUCACGGAGCUCGGCGCUACAAAGAUCAUGUCCGACCCUUGCAUGUGGAUAUGGUCGGAGCCAGUGGAGAAUCCGAGGAACGCGAUGGACCGCUACAGGACCAUCGGCAUGAUGGGUGGCCACGUGGACGAUUUCAAUCGGGCCGGUGACCUUCAGAACCCCAAGUGGCUCGCCAUCCGAGCCGAAAUCGACAAGGCCUACAAGUGGGGCACGAUCAAGAAGGAUAACUACCGUCAUGCCGGCACGGAUGUGAUCUCCAGAAGGUCCCAUGAGGGCGGCUACUCCAUCGAGGUGAACCAGGAUCAGUACAUCGAGGGGAUCCAGGACUUCGAGCUGGCGGCACAGUCUGGACGAGAUCCUGAGAGCCCACUAGAUGAUCGAGAAGUGUCUGCAUGUCGUGCAGCACUCGGGGCUCUGCAGUGGGCAGCAGUGCAAUCGCAGCCGCUGAUUUGUGCCAGAUGCAACCUCAUCCUUUCGGAUCUUUCACACGGACCCAAGUUCAGCUUAGCCCGGGAGAUCCAAGGCUUGAUUGUUGAGGUCCGUGCCAGUCCUCAAAGACUGAUGUUCAGGCCGCUGCCAGAUGUGAAGCACUGGCAAGAUGUACAUGUGAUCACUCUCGGUGACCAGGCUCAUGCGAACAGGCCCAAAGGGGGGUCUACAGGUGGCAUUCUCACCUUCCUCGGUGGCCCGGCUCAUGCGCGAGGUGAGCCAUCACAGCUAGUGCUUCUGGGAUGGAAAACUUGGAAGCUGCAGAGAGUCGCGAUAGGCUCUACGGACGCUGAAGUUCAAGCCAUGGUUGAAGCAGAGGACAUCAAUUUCAAGACACGUUUGACGUGGGCGGAGCUCAACAGCGCUACCGUCGAUAAGGGCUUCAACUUCUUAAAGGCUGCUGAGCGUGCAGCUUCUGCUGUUCCUGGAAUCCUUGGAACCGAUUCCAAGGGUGGCUAUGAUGCUGUGAUGCGGCAUGAAGGGCCUGACCUUGGGCUGUCGAAUGCCAGAGCAGCCAUACAGGGUCACCAACUCAAGGAAGGGAUGAGACGAGUGAAGACACGUCUCAUCUGGCUUGCCAGUGAUUUCAAUUUGUCAGACGCCUUGACCAAGCGAUCCUCAGAAUGCCGUAAAAGCUUUGUACAGUUCCUACGUAACGGUAUUUGGAUGCUUAGGUUCAAUCCGAACUUCAUUGUUUCGGCCAAGAAGGCCAAACAACAGGGCCUAGAUGCUGUAAGUCAACUUCGCAAAGCAACACAGGCGUCAAGACAGAGCCAAGAAAGUUUUUGGACUGGUGCAACAUGUAUCUUUCAUGCUGGGUAA
Messenger RNA from Symbiodinium sp. CCMP2592, 3954 nucleotides. Lineage: Eukaryota; Dinophyceae; Suessiales; Symbiodiniaceae. The record is from the annotation of a GenBank genome assembly.